ACAUUUGCCUUUUCCACUGUAGAAGGCUAGUGACUCUCUUUCCAUCGCUAAGCGAUUCUCUUCUCUUUGUCGCCGCCACCAUGGCCGGACUGAGCCAACUGGGAUUAGCCACAGGGUCCCCAGCUCUCCGCCGUCUCGGAAUGCUUGCUAGCACCCGUGCCUACGGAUCGGCGGCUGCGGUUCAAUACGACUACGAUUUCUACUACGACGACGAUCAUUCGGAGGCAGAACGAAGCAGAAAGUUGAAUCGGGAUUCGCGGAUGCCGGAGCCAAGGCUAGACUCUGCUGCGGCGUCGGACUGGGGGAGAGGAGUGCAGUGGGUAUUGAUAGGGGAUCCAGGAGCUCAAAAGCACGUUUACGCAGAAAAGCUUUCGAAACUUCUACAAGUUCCUCAUAUUUCCAUGGGUAACCUGCUUCGGCAAGAGCUUAACCCUAACUCUUCUCUCUACAAACAGAUAGCAAGUGCGGUGAAUGAAGGUAAGCUAGUACCUGAGGAAGUAAUUUUUGGGUUGUUGUCCAAGAGGCUUGAAGAAGGUUACUGCAGAGGUGAAACUGGCUUCAUUUUGGAUGGCAUUCCACGAACAAGGAUUCAAGCUGAAAUUCUUGAUGAAAUUGCUGAUAUCGAUCUAGUUGUGAACUUUAAACGUACUGAAGAUAACUUGGUGAAGAGGGAUUUUCUUACCGUAGGAAACUCUAUGUCCUCUGUUAAUGAUGGUGGAAGUGCCUUGAAGGAAAAGUUCCGGAUAUAUGCAGAACAGGGGAAGGCAUUGGAAGAUUACUACAGGAAGCAAAAGAAACUGGUGGACUUUCAAGUAGCGGGUGCACCUGGAGAAACCUGGCAAGGCUUGUUGGCAGCAUUACACCUCAAGCAUUUGGGUGCUGUUAAUUCUUCACAGAAACUGGCUGCUUGAGAUGUUUUGCCUUUUUAACUGGUGCAUAUCUGCCUUAGUCUCAAUCCACAUGGAGGUGUAUUAAGUAAACAUGUAUAACAUGGAACAAUGAGUUGAGUCUAUUGUCGAGUUGAUUUUGAGUCUUUUGGUCUUUUACGAGUUUUAGGUUAGUGCAGUUUUGAGGCGGUAUUUCUAAGGUGAUUUUGGCGAAGAGAUAAAAAGACAAAGAAACACUGACAUGUAAAGACUCUUAUACAACACAUGCUUGUUAUGUUUCCACCAA
Messenger RNA from Manihot esculenta (cassava), 1173 nucleotides. Its product is annotated as probable adenylate kinase 7, mitochondrial. Lineage: Eukaryota; Viridiplantae; Streptophyta; Magnoliopsida; Malpighiales; Euphorbiaceae. The transcript has 4 exons. The record is from RefSeq and is a predicted model, not a curated record. Gene Ontology annotation, biological process: nucleobase-containing compound metabolic process. Bases 81 to 911 code for a protein of 276 amino acids. Gene Ontology annotation, molecular function: ATP binding; AMP kinase activity. Gene Ontology annotation, cellular component: cytoplasm; mitochondrion.